Oncorhynchus nerka (sockeye salmon) is the source of this 4792-nucleotide messenger RNA. RefSeq names its product protein Wnt-4-like. Gene Ontology annotation, biological process: neuron differentiation; cell fate commitment; canonical Wnt signaling pathway. Bases 1891 to 2967 code for a protein of 358 amino acids. Gene Ontology annotation, molecular function: frizzled binding; cytokine activity. The record is from RefSeq and is a predicted model, not a curated record. NCBI's taxonomy places the organism in Eukaryota, Metazoa, Chordata, Actinopteri, Salmoniformes, Salmonidae. The transcript is spliced from 8 exons. Gene Ontology annotation, cellular component: extracellular region.
UUGGCCACGGUGAUGUACUGGGCCAUACGCACUACCCUCUGUAGUGCCUUGCGGUCGGUGGCUAAGCAGUUGCCAUACCAGGCAGUGACGCAACCCGGAUUAGGAUGCGCUCAAUGGUGCAGCUGUAAAAUCUUUUUAGUCUCCUGAGGGGGAAUAGGUUUUGUCGUGCCCUCUUCACGACUGUCUUUGUUUGCUUGGACCAUGUUAGUUUGUUGGUGAUGUGGACGCCAAGGAACUUGAAGCUCUCAACCUGUUCCACUACAGGUUGGCCGUGCAUUCAUGAGUGAACAGGGAGUUCAGGAGGGGACUGAACACGCACCCCUGAGGAGCCCCCGUGUUGAAGAUCAUCGUGGCGGAUGUGUUAAUUCCUACGAUUACCACCUGGGGGCGGCCCGUCAGGAAGUCCAGUUGCAGAGGGAGGUGUUUAGUCCCAGGAUCCUUCAUCUUCUGCUGGGUAUUUCAUACAGGCCACUGUAACCACUGCACGCUUCAGUCAAACACACAAUGUGGCAUCACUGAGAACCUGUAGCUAGGGCCACUGAAUGAACAGAAACAUAUCCUGACAGGUGCUUUUAAAGUUCUUGGAAACUGGUGGGUACACACGGACGAACACAUGCACGAACGUACGUGCACGCGCACACACACGUCCGGGUCACAUAUUAUGUCUUGUGCUUAACAUGCACAGUGGAGCCCAUGCCAUUCAUCUGUGUCAAUGUUAAUGUACUGUAGUGUAACCAUUACACAGUGUCCCCUCCCUCUGACUGCCACCCUACAUCUCUUCUCUCUCUCUCUCCCUGCCUCCCUCACUCUCUCCCUCCUUUAUAACCCAUCACUCCCAUCUCACCAUUCUCACUCUUUCUUUCGGUCUUUUACGGGACUGGACACACAUUCAUUUUCUUAACGAGGGGAAGCAACCAAGGGACAAACAGCAGAGAGGAAAAAUGCUUUUUUACAUAUUUACCUAUCGAAAUCUUAGGGGCUUUUUUGGAUGUUGACUUUCCCUCACUUUUGUUCUUUGUGUUAUAAUAUUAGUCUCUUUCUCUCUCUCAAACAUUUUCUAGAGAGAGAGAGAGAGAGAGAGAGAGAGAGAGAGAGAGAGAGAAAGAGUGAGAGAGAGCGAAAGAGUGAGAGAGAGCGAAAGAGAGAGAGUGAGAGAGAGAGAGAGAGAGAGAGAGAGAGAGAGAGAGAGAGAGAGAAAGAGUGAGAUAAGAGAGAGAGACGGGAAACAGACAAAAAAAAGUGUCAUCAUUUUUAUCAGUCUGCCAAAUCAUUGUAAAAAGUCAUUUUAUUUGGUCAAGAACCAUACUAUUUGGAUAUGACCUUUUUUAUUUUCUAAUUGAGUUGUUUUUAGACGUGUACCUGGAUAACUUUACAUGACAAUACCUUCCUAUAGGCAUGUUCCUGCUAUCACAGAGGUGGAAAUUGUUCAUCUAUAACAUUGAUACCGUUCACUGAGAAAUUUGAUUUAAUUUUCAAUCUGGUCAGACACAUUUCCAAAGAGAAAAACUACUGGACAGUGCUGGACAUGAACUGGUAAGAACCCACGUUUAUUACUAAGCUGUACUCAUCCAGAGAACUUGUUAUGUAUUAUACAUAGCAUUUUUCAAAGAAAAUGAAAUAGCACCCUCAUCUACAGUCUUGAUCACAGACCUGAUGGUCGUGAAUAAGUUGUAAGAGGGAGAGAUGAGCUUCUCCGACAAAACACAUUACUUAACUAACCAGGUCGACCUUCUCCUAUCUGUAGAUAUGAGGGGAUCAUCCCCAAGCUCGGAACCAGAAACAUAGAACUAACUGACACACUGACGGACAACGAGGCUUAACCGUGGAAACGGGCAGACUGCCGCCCAAGGACACUCACUGACCCACGGAGAAGGACAGACAGACAGUCUGAUGCCAACUGUCUCCGCUGUCAAUCUCACAGCACAACUCCUCCUGCUGUUGCUAUGGGCAACCCACCCGACCAUGGCAACCAACUGGCUCUCCCUGGCGAGGAUGCCGCGCUCGCGGCCCGUGUCGGGUGCUGCCCUCUGUGGGCGGCUGAGGGGACUGUCCGUGGGGCAGGUGGGGGUGUGCAGGGCGCGGGGAGAGGUCAUGGAGUCUGUGCGCAAGGCAGCCGAGAUGGUCAUAGAGGAGUGCCAGCACCAGUUUCGUAAUCGCCGUUGGAACUGCUCCACCACCCCACGUGGAGUCAACGUGUUCGGUAGAGUCAUGAGCCAAGGCACGCGUGAGGCAGCCUUUGUGCACGCCCUUUCCUCAGCGGCGGUGGCGGUUGCAGUGACGCGAGGCUGCAGCCGGGGGGAGCUAGAGCGGUGUGGCUGCGACAGGAAGGUCAGAGGGGUCAGUCCCGAGGGUUUCCAGUGGUCUGGGUGCAGUGAUAACCUGUCAUAUGGUGUGGCCUUCUCCCAGACCUUCGUGGAUGAGACGGAGCGUGCCAAGGGGAUGUCGGCAGGGCGACCCCUCAUGAAUGUCCAUAACAACGAGGCUGGACGGAAGGCUAUCCUCCAUAACAUGCAGGUGGAGUGUAAGUGUCAUGGUGUCUCGGGAUCCUGUGAGCUGAGGACCUGCUGGAAAGUCAUGCCCCCAUUUCGGCGUGUCGGCGCCGUGCUCAAGGAACGCUUUGAUGGAGCCACAGAGGUGCGUCUGUCCCGUAUCGGCUCCAGGACAGCCCUGCUGCCCCGGGACCCCCAGGUCAAACCUCCCGCCGCCAGGGACCUGGUGUACCUCGCUGUCUCGCCAGACUUCUGCCGUCUCGACCCCGACAAUGGGAUCCCCGGGACAGCCGGCCGACGCUGUAACGGCACCUCCCGGCUGGCCCCAGAUGGCUGUGAGCUGGUGUGUUGUGGGCCAGGGUACCGGGCAGGCCGGGCUGAGAUGGUGCAGCGCUGCUCCUGUAAGUUCUCCUGGUGCUGCUCGGUCCGCUGCCAGCAGUGCAAGAACACAGUGAUGAUCCACACCUGCCGAGAGUGAACCCAGUCUAUGCAGAACCCAGAGCACUGAGCAGACACGCAAGAACCUUACACCUGUCCAGACACUCUAGAACACUACCCAGACACAACACUGUCCAGACACUCUAGAACACAACAGUACCCAGACACAACACUGUCCAGACACUCUAGAACACAACAGUACCCAGACACUCUAAAACACAACACUACCCAAACAUUCUGGAACACUGCAAUGACCAGACCAGUGGAGGCUGCUGAGGGGAGGACGGUUCAUAAUAAUGACUGGACCGAAGUAAAUGGAAUGGCAUGUAUUUGAUGUAUUUUAUACUAGUCCACUAAUUCCGCUCCAGCCAUUACCACGAACCUGUCCUCCCCAAUUCAGGUGCCACCAACCUCCUGUGGACCAGACACUCUAGAAUCAGGGUUCCCAACCUAGGAGGCGCCAAUGUUUCUUUGGGGGGGAGACAGGACCUCCCUUGACAUAAGGGGUAUAUUUUUUAUUUAUUGUUUACACCUUAAACAACGCAUAAAUCUGUGAUGCUUUAGGCUAGAAACAAGGGGUAAAAUUCCCAAGGAAGAUGCGACUCUGGGAAUAUCUUUGGUUUGUCUCUAUGACAUUCAGAAUCUGAGUUAUGACCUAAAGUCAAGGAGUCAAAGAAAUUGGACUUUUCUUGGGAAGUAAUCUUAUACAAUGUGUGACUCUGUUGCUAUCAAUUGAUCUAUUCACUUUCUGUAAAUGAGAAUAGCUAUAAUUAAAUUGAGGUUCAUAUACAUUUUUUUUAAACAUAUUUGUUUCGAGGAAUAACAUUUUGGGAAAUCGGGUCAAGACUUUAUUUUCCUUAUCCAUUAUUAUUAUAACCAUUAAAAGAGCCUACCUAAAAUCCUAGGUCCCUGAAAUUAAACAAAGUUACAUUUUUCAAAUGUGAAAAGUGGGACCCUGAGGGAAAAGGUUGUAGAACACUGUCCAGACAUUGUUCGGGGUGGCAGCGUAGCCUAGUGGUUAGAGCGUUGGACUAGUAACCGGAAGGUUCCAAGUUCAAAUCGCCGAGCUGACAAGGUACAAAUCUGUCGUAGAUGUCGUACUGCCCCUGAACAAGGCAGAACUUUGUUCCUAGGCUGUCAUUGAAAAAAAUAAUUUGUUCUUAACUGACUUUCCUAGUUAAAUUUAAACAAUUAUAGGACACUGAUGAAAUGUUCUACAAAGUUGACCUGACUCUGGCCGUGUGGAUAGUAUAAGCCAGUGCAUUAUGAGAGUGAGGACCUACGCAUGACAGAAACCUCUGCGUGGGAAGGGUGGAAUGACCUCUCCCAUUACCUCUAACGCUAGAAAGUAGAGAUACUAACAAGCAUGGAGAAAGGAAACUCCCUGCAUAGAGCAAUAUUAACACUACCAUUGAACAUAUUACACUCAUGAUGUACUCUUUCAACCUAAAAGGAUGAUGCAGCAUUGCAAGUCAGUGUCCUACACUGACUUGUCUAGAUCAUAAUGGCACACAGCCUACAGCGAGCACACACACAAUUAACUUAAACUGACAAAGCCAAAAUUAACCACUAACAGGGAAAUUAUUACAGCCCUUUUCUUAAAUGGGUUUGAUUUCAGUGUAGUAGGUAGUUGCAGUCUUUAGACAUUUACUGUAUUUAUGAGUCUUUUGCCACUAUUCUUUUAUUUAUUUGUACAUCAAUCAUCCUGCGGCCCCUCCUCCUACCCCUCAGAUUCCACCAGUAAGGAUACCUGUCCAUCCCCCAGUCCGUCUGCAUCCAUGUUGCUUUAGUCCAACGCUGCUGUGAAACCAUUGUGAUGCAUGUUGCUACAGUGUUCUGCAGUCGACUUGAUCAAAUAAACUUGU